This is a messenger RNA of Plectropomus leopardus (leopard coralgrouper), 789 nucleotides long. RefSeq names its product NK2 transcription factor related 7 (gene nkx2.7). Gene Ontology annotation, molecular function: RNA polymerase II cis-regulatory region sequence-specific DNA binding; DNA-binding transcription factor activity, RNA polymerase II-specific. Gene Ontology annotation, biological process: regulation of transcription by RNA polymerase II; cell differentiation. The record is from RefSeq and is a predicted model, not a curated record. Lineage: Eukaryota; Metazoa; Chordata; Actinopteri; Perciformes; Serranidae. Gene Ontology annotation, cellular component: nucleus.
AUGCAUCCCAGUUCAACUACAUCGACUCCCUUUUCAGUGAAGGAUAUUUUGAAACAGGAGCACCACCCUGACUUUGAAAAUGAAUUCUUGAUGACUGAUCAAGUUGUUCCGAUGCAUUAUCAGUGCGCGCACGCUGCGUCCCGGACCAGGGACGUUUAUGACUGCCAGACUGAGCCAUGCCUCCCUGGGACGCGGGAGAAGCUCCGUAAUCACAACUCAGCAGCGGGAGAGGAGAUGAAUGAGCAGGAAAUAAGCGGUGUUGACAGUUCACCUGACUGUGACAAAAACUCGAAAAUCAGAGGCAGCAGGCUGCGCAGGAAGCCCCGGGUCCUCUUCUCUCAGUCCCAGGUGUCCGAGCUAGAGAGGCGCUUCAGGCAGCAGAGGUACCUGUCCGCCCCGGAGAGAGAGCAGCUGGCACACAUCCUCAAACUCACCUCCACACAGGUCAAAAUCUGGUUUCAGAACAGGAGGUACAAAUGUAAGCGUCAAAGGCAGGACAAGUCUCUGGAGCUGGCGGGGUAUACACCUGCACCGAGGAGGGUGGCGGUGCCGGUGCUGGUGCGGGACGGGAAGCUCUGCAGCGCAGCUUCAGCACCUUAUAAUGCAAAUCUCGGACAUUUCAAUCCCGUAUUUGGGUUUGGGAACAGCAGCGUGUACGGCUGCAAUUAUCACAGUGUGUCACCGUCAGCAGCACAGAUGUGUAAUAACCAGCUGGUAGAUUUAACAGGAAACAGCCAGUUCAGCCACGGACACUUGCAGGCUUCAUUACAGGGUGUAACAGGCUGGUGA